AUGACUCUUUCAGACGAGCAUUAUAAUACAGCUAAACAGCAAGAAAAUAAAAAUAGGAAUGCCACAACGGCAAUGGUAAAUCCGCAGAAGAUAAAACUAGUUACCAAGCUUCUUAUUGAUAAUAAAUUUGGAUUAAUGGACGACUUGAAUUUUAGUAGGCCAUUAACUGCUUCUUCGGAAGGUGUACCAAUAUCUACAAAGACAUCUGAAUUGGGUAUGGAGUAUCUCAAAAACCGGCAAGAAAAUUCGGUGAGUCCAUUGCCCCCCAUCCCUAGAAGUACAAGAAUAAAAGCCGACAGAGUAAGAAUAUACCUGGAUUACUAUUACAGUAUACUAGAACGUUGCAUAUCAAUAGAUAACUCCCAGAAUCAUCAUGAAGGUGUUGAAGGUGUAUACAAUCCAUUACAAGUCAUUAGAAAUCGAAAAUUAAAGAAAAAGCAUCAUGAAUUACCCACAAGAGAAUUUUACACCACGAAACAUCCUGUCAUUGCCAUCAAGCAAUUUACCCACAAAACUAAUAGAAAAAUGCCAUGGUUUGUGGACAUAAACGAAAAAUAUAUGGAUUUGACUUGGAGAACUUCACACUGGGAAGAAUUAACAGAUCCUCAAGGCAAACUUUGGUUUCAAUUCAGUAGCCCAUCUACUGAAUCGAGCGGAUCAUCAUCGUCUCGCCAGCAUCAUAAGCGUCAUCGGAGCCGCUUAAGGCAUCACUCGAGGGCCCCCACGGCAUCUUCAAAUACUAUAUCAUUACAUUCAAACACUCAAUCACUAGCGUCGAAAAGAGCCGUAACUAAUGAAGAAAUUAACAAUAGCAAUAACACUACGGUUAAAAAAAUUCUAACGACUCCAGAAGCACAGAUUUCAAAGAACAGGAGGUCCGAUCCAAAUUUCAAUCACAUCCGCUUGGAAGUGCCGAUAACUAACACUAUUACAAACAAUUCCUCAGAUCAAGGGUCAUUGAUCCUUGAGGUCAAAGGCAGUAGUGGUCGCGGAAACACUCGGCGUGGAAGUAAUAAUACUAGUGGGAGCGGUGGGAAUAAAAGCUCUAAGCAUUAUCGUUCGAUAUCAGCAAGCUCUUCAGAAAACGAAAAAUCAAGACUGAAUGGCCUUGAAAAAAUAAUCAGUAAAACAUCGAAAGGAUGGGCCAGAUCACCGAAGAAAAAUACGCCUACUCUUGAAAAGCAGGUCCUUUUAACCCCCGUUAUUAGCAAUGGAGGAACAAGUAGAAGGAGUAGUAACAACGGGGCGAGCAUCAGUACUAGUAGUAGUAAGAGCAGUGUGGGCAUCACGUUUGGAAAUGGAGAAAGUUACAAGACUCCAAUAGAUAAUGGUAAAGAUGUCCUAAAAAGACAGAGUUUGCUGAGCGAGGUGCCCGUUCAUACUUUGAGAGGAAAGAACAGUACUAACUCGUUACUUAACGAGAAUGAACAGGUUCUCGAAAGUGAUCAUGAAAGCCCGAGUGGUGCUGAUAAAAUAUACGAUGGUGUGUCUAGGGAAAAGACUGCUAGUGAUGGUAGUGAAAAUGCGGGAAUGGUAAGUGAUUCUUUACAGGUUGAUGAGCAGCUGCAGAAAUACUGGCACGAUACUAGGUACAUUAUGAGCACAGUAGCUAUGAUGCAACAUAGAAGAGAGACGCAUGACAUAGUGAAAAGGAGAGAAAUUGUUCGUAGGAACCAAAUUGAGAUUUCACAAGAUGCAGAUACGAACAUUAAGAAGACUUCGGAAGCAUUAGCCGAAUAUGAUAAUGAAUUGAAUAAAGUUCUUAAAUUAGGUAAUGAUUGGACAUCAAGAUUACUGAACGAUUAUUCAAUCCGUGUAGAAACUCUGAUUUCUUCAAGUGACAGAAUUCUUAGUGAUAUAAACACAACACUGACAUUAAAGCUGAAACUAUUUCAAGAAAACACUGAAAGAUAUGUUACAGUGAAAGUUAUGAGAGCCCAAAAGAUGACUAAAACCAUAUACGGGCUAUUAGAAUUUGGUAUCGUAAUAGUCCUUUGGACGAUUUGGUUUUUUUUCAGUAUCUUGAGAAGUAUCCGUUUCAGUAUUAUAUUAGUCUUAAAAAUGAUUAAAGCAUUGAUAUGGUAG
Messenger RNA from Saccharomyces eubayanus, 2085 nucleotides. RefSeq names its product Mtc4p (gene MTC4). Bases 1 to 2085 code for a protein of 694 amino acids. The record is from RefSeq and is a predicted model, not a curated record. The transcript has a single exon. Lineage: Eukaryota; Fungi; Ascomycota; Saccharomycetes; Saccharomycetales; Saccharomycetaceae.